GUUUCGCUGUUGCUCUGCACCGCCGUGCGGACGGAGCGACGGAGCGAAGGAAAAUGGCGGACGGCGCAGAUCAAAUUGAUAUCUACGCCGAAAUUGAGGAGGAAUUUAACCAGGAAGUGGAGUACCCAGUCCAUGAACAGAUCGACUUGUAUGAUGAUGUAAUAUCGCCAUCAGCCAAUAAUGGAGAUGCUCCAGAAGACCGCGACUACCUGGAUACGCUGCCUCCACCAGGUGGCUCAGAGGGAGGAAAGAGCGCCCCUCCCAACGUUGUAUACACUUACACAGGCAAAAGGAUUGCCCUUUACAUAGGAAAUCUCACAUGGUGGACAACAGAUGAGGACCUGACUGAAGCUAUCCGGUCAAUAGGCAUCACAGAUGUGCUAGAAAUCAAGUUCUUUGAAAAUAGAGCCAAUGGCCAGUCAAAAGGGUUUGCUCUUGUGUGUGUCGGCUCAGAGGCAUCAUCCAGAAAGUUAAUGGAGCUGUUGUCUAAGAGGGAGCUCCAUGGUCAGAAUCCCAUCGUCACGCCAUGCAAUAAACAGUCUCUCAGCCAGUUUGAGAUGCAAUCACGUAAGAGUACCCAGUCAGGUCAGAUGUCUGGAGAAGGUAAAGCUGGUCCUCCGGGUGCAGGCCCCCGUGGUGGUUUCCCCAUGUCCGGUCGGGGAAGAGGCAGGUUCCCAGGACCACCUGGUCCUGGAGGAGACCGCUUCCCUGGUCCUGUAGGGCCUGGAGGUCCACCGCCACACUUCCCUGGCUCGGGGAUCAGACCAGAUCUGGUUGGGCACCAAGAUGGCCCUCUGAUGGAUAUGUGUUUCAGUCCCUUCCCGCCGGGGGGCAGGAACGGGAGCUGGCAUAGCAGAGGGAUGCAAGGUCCUCCACGACCUCCUCCUGGUCCACCUGGUCCCCCUGGCCCUCCUGGACCACCACCUCCUGGUCAGGGCCUCCCCCCUCCUCUAGCAGGGCCUCCAAAUCGUGGUGACAGACCACCUCCCCCUGUUCUCUUCCCUGGUCAGUUUGGCCAGCCACCGCUUGGACCUCUUCCCCCAGGCCCACCUCCUCCAGGUUAUGGCCCUCCCCCUGGUCCCCCACCCCCCCAACAGGGCCCACCUCCUCCAGGACCCUUCCCCCCACGUCCUCCAGGCCCUAUUGGUCCCCCAAUGGCUUUGGCUCCUCCUCCACAUUUGGCAGGUCCCCCACCAGGUGGGCCACCACCAGCUCCUCAUGUGAACCCUGCCUUCUUCCCCCCACCCGGUAAUAACAGUAUGCCUCCUAAUGACAGUCGAGGCCCCCCAGGGCCAAAUGACCCAUAUGGACGCCCACCACCAUAUGAGAGAGGAGACUAUGGUCCAGGAGGCAGAGAGAUGGAGUCAUCACGGACCCCUCUGAGUGAGGCAGAAUUUGAGGAGAUCAUGAACAGGAACAGAGCCAUCUCCUCAAGUGCCAUUUCUAGGGCUGUAUCUGAUGCCAGUGCAGCUGAUUAUGGCAGCGCUAUAGAGACUUUGGUGACAGCCAUUAGUCUAAUUAAGCAGUCCAAAGUCUCCGCAGAUGACCGCUGUAAGGUCCUCAUCAGUUCGCUGCAGGACUGUCUUCAUGGUAUUGAAUCAAAGAGCUAUGGCUCUGUUUCAAGGCGAGAACGUUCCAGGGAACGAGACCAUAGCCGGUCUCGGGAAAAGAGCCGGCGACACAAAUCACGCAGUCGCGACAGGCACGAGGAUUAUUACAGAGAGCGCAGUCGUGAGCGCGAUCGCCAUCGGGAGAGGGACCGGGAUCGAGACCGGGAAAGAGAGAGAGAGAGGGAGUAUCGCCACCGCUAGCAGAGAAAGGAGCUAACGAGGAUCAAGGAUGGAAGGAAGGAAAAGGAGGAAUGUUUUCAGUGCACCACCACCAACCCCACCCUCUCCAUCCCGCUCACCUUGCAUGACCGGACAGGACUACAGCCAGCAUCUCUUCCUCCACCCCCUUCCAUUUCUCUUAUCUCCUUCUCCACCCUUCUCUCUAUCUGUUGUCUGCCUCAGCAGUGGAUGGAGGACCCUGAUGUGUGUAAGGCUUUGUUAUCCAAACUUCUUUGCUCCUGGUAACUAAAGAUGGUAAAAACAAAAACUUUCCAAACAGCUUUUUUUUUUUUUUUUGUUUGUUUUUUUAAUGAAGAGUACCUGUGAUGCUUUUUUGGCAAAGAAACAAAACAGCAGUGAGAUCCCACAAUAGACACAAACAUUACAUCUUUGCUUUUGUUUUGGCUCGCUGUACUGUGUACAUUAAGUUUAGAGUAGGUUUUAUAGGGUAUAUGUUUGGUGUUUUCUCUCCUACCCUCCCUCUCAUUCUCAUUUAUUCUUUUCAUGGUUGGUAUGUUUGUAAAUGUCUGCUUUUGAUUAAAAACUAGAUGUUGUAAUAAAAAUGUAAACUGAGGUACACUUUGCAUUUGGUGAAUUCCUCUACAUGUUUAGUUCAUUUAUAUUAAAUGUAUAUUUUGGACUGCAGAAUGUUUUUCACUCCAUUAGACACUUUUAGCUCUAGUCUUUUUCUGUUUUUUUUUUUUCAAUGGAAAAGCUUUUACAAGGUAAGACAAAUAACAGGGUUGUAUUAUAUUUUUGAAUGUUUUCUGAUGGGUAGUUGUAGAAAUAAAUAGACUGAACAAGUUUAAAUGUUUAUAUAAGAACAUUAUGGGAAGUUGUUUGCUAAGGAUGUUAAAUCAUAACCAACAUGCUGCUGUUCACAAAGUGGCUUCUGACGUGUCAUUCAUGUGUUACUACACUGAACAAUCGUCACCACAAUUAGGUAAAACCAAACUGUGGUCUGUUUUAUAAAUGUGAAAGACAUUGUUCUAUUUAAUGUGUUAGGACUGUUUUUCUCCUAAGACAUUUCCAACUUGUUAAAAAUGGGUAGAAAUGUGCUGCAAUGUUCAAUUCCAUGCAAUGCAGCACCCUUUUUAUUCUUCCACCUGUCAUUUUAAUGUCUUGCAUGUUUGUCAGGUUGUUUUGUUUUUUAUUCUUUGCUGUCUGAAAGGUUUGAAAGAUGGACACAUCUUUCAUGUUUCCACUGUUUGAGACCAAACGGGUAAAACAAAUUAACUGUAUUCAGCUUUUAUGGGUUAAUACAGAUGAAUUUGGACUGUGAAACUAUACAAGUUUUAAUUUGAGGAAAUAAAAAUUGAGGAAAAUUGUAACAAAUGACUCAGUUUAGUGGUGAAAUAGUGUCUAAUCUGUUCAUCCCAAAGUUUAGCCUUUAAUCUCAGAUCAGGUAUGCAUAAAAUGAAAUUAAGUAUUAAACGCUGUACAAGUUACAGAAAGCUGAAUUAUUGAUAAAAAAGGAUCAGGCAAGCUAACACUUUGCUUUUUCUCUUUUUUGUGUUACUCGCUGGACGUUCAUUAUUACUGUUAAAAUGACUUGUUAAUCGAUCAUGUCAGUUUUCAUUCAAGACCAUAAGCUGCACUAAUACUGCACUUCAGGUAAAUCAAAUGUGUAAACCCCAGUCCAAGGAUGGGAAACUCAAAAAAGUGUUAGAAAGCUGAUUUCAAUAGAGUUGCAGCAUUUUUAUAUUUUAAAAACCCCUCAUGAUUCAUUUGCAGUUAAUUCUAAUUAAAAUUGCCUUACGGUGUGUUUUGUAUUGAAUGGAUGUUUAUUCAUUUGCUCAUGAACUUGUAAACCGUCAGUCACUCUGUGCUAGCUUCUCUCUGCAGUGCUGAAGGUAAGUGUUUUCAGGUCUGCAUCCACAGCAAAUGUGAGCAUAAGAAGUCUGGAUGAUUCUGCUGCAUCUAAUGAGACACUUUACCCUGCACAAGGAGUUGGAAGCUUUUUAAAAUAGUCUUGUUAAUAUUUAAGUUACAUUGUUUGAUAGAGUUCAUUUUAAACUAAGUAUUUGCAGAGCCCCAGCUAUUUUUUUCAUAAGUUGGGAGGCAAUAAAAUAUCAAUAUUUGGAUUAUUUCUGAGACUUGCUGUGAGGUGUGAAAGGGGGGUAAAUAAAAUUUAAUGCACUGUCAAAACUAUCUAGAAUUCCCAGUGGAGAGCAGGACUUUUUCUCUGGGCUGCAAAAUUUUAAGAGCAUUGUACAAAAGGCUGUAAUAAAUGGGGUGUUUUCAAUUUUAUUUUUUACUGAUAAUUAGAAAUCUAAUAUCUGAAAAAUGUGUCUUCAGUGAAAGGGGUGUGGUGGGUACACACAAGUUUUAAAUAAAACUCUUAAAUUCU
This is a messenger RNA of Melanotaenia boesemani (Boeseman's rainbowfish), 4179 nucleotides long. RefSeq names its product cleavage and polyadenylation specific factor 6 (gene cpsf6). The transcript is spliced from 11 exons. NCBI's taxonomy places the organism in Eukaryota, Metazoa, Chordata, Actinopteri, Atheriniformes, Melanotaeniidae. Gene Ontology annotation, biological process: mRNA alternative polyadenylation. The record is from RefSeq and is a predicted model, not a curated record. Gene Ontology annotation, molecular function: mRNA binding. Gene Ontology annotation, cellular component: mRNA cleavage and polyadenylation specificity factor complex. Bases 54 to 1811 code for a protein of 585 amino acids.